Messenger RNA from Pezoporus flaviventris, 1900 nucleotides. It is a transcript of the gene TEPSIN, whose product is annotated as TEPSIN adaptor related protein complex 4 accessory protein. Lineage: Eukaryota; Metazoa; Chordata; Aves; Psittaciformes; Psittacidae. Gene Ontology annotation, cellular component: trans-Golgi network membrane. Bases 7 to 1707 code for a protein of 566 amino acids. The record is from RefSeq and is a predicted model, not a curated record. The transcript is spliced from 13 exons.
GCUGUCAUGGCGGCGCCGCUGCGGGACCGGUUGAGCUUCCUGAGCCGGCUGCCGCUGCUGCUCAGGGGCACCGCGGACGACGACGCGCCCUGCCCCGGGUACCUGUUCGAGGAGAUCGCCAAGAUCUCGCACGAGUCGGCCGGCAGCAGCCAGUGCCUGCUGGAGUUCCUGCUGGGCCGGCUGCAGAGCGGCUCCUGCCACGUCAAGCUGAAGGUGCUGAAGCUCCUGCUGCACACCUGCGCCCAGGGCUCCCCGCAGUUCCUGCUGCAGCUGAAGGGCAGCGCCUGCUUCAUCCGGGAGGCCGCAGUGUUCACUGGGCCCCCAGACCCCCUGCACGGCAACAGCUUGAACCAGAAGGUCCGUGUGGCCGCGCAGGACUUGGCCACGCUCCUGUUUUCGGAUGCGCCGCUGCCCCCGCCCGCUGCCCCCUCUGCCCGUCCCCUGCCUCCCGCGGGCAUGGGCUCCAGCUCCAGCCCCUGCGGCUCCUUGCAGGGAUUUGGCUACAGCACUGAGAGAAGCUCUGGUUCCCCAGGGGAAGCCCUGCUCAGCACCAUCCAGCGCGCGGCCGAGGCUGUGGCCCACGCUGUGCUCCCGUCCCCGGGGGGGCACCGGCCACGCCACGGGGACCUCCACGAGGACACCUACGAGCCCGUGAGAGCCCCGUCACCGCCCCGGAGCCCCGCCACGGCCGGGAAGCCACCAGCAGCCACCGCAGCGCACGGCACCCGGGUGAGGCACCAGCCGGGGCUGGCCGGAGGAGGCUGGGAGGAGGCAGACAGCGGGCACAGCUCCCAGGACUCCUCGCAGGGCAUCGGGGACCUGAGCCGCACCUCGGACUCCUGCAGCAAAUCGGGCAGCGACAGCCACUGCGGAGCCAGCCGGGAGCUGAGCCAGGCGGCCGAGAGGGUGGAUGCUGACAGCCUGGGUGACUGCGUGCGGGAGGUGAGCCUGGUGUCAGCACUGACCCGCGGAGCCAGGGUCUUCCUCACCAGGGAGGAAGCACAGCACUUCGUCAAGGAAUGCGGGCUGCUGAACUGCGAGGUGGUGCUGGAGCUGCUGAGCCGGGCGCUGCAGGACCCCAGUGACAGCGUCCGCAUGAGGUCCAUGGCUGCCAUCUCCUCCCUCAUGUGCUCGGACCUGCUCUCCCUGGACCAGAUCUUCACCGUGACGCGGCAGCAGCUGCAGCAGCUCAGCCAGGGCAGCCCCGGCCCUGUCGCCAACCGAGCAACAAAGAUCCUGCGGCAGUUCGAGGCUCUCUGCAGGGGCCACCCCUCCCCAAAGGGCACCCACCCGGACUCGGAGCCUUCUGGCCUCCCCCCGGGCUCAGCCCCGUGCCCCGGGGACCUGCUACUGGACAUCCCCCCGCUGCCCGGUGAGAGCAUCCUCACCCCGCUGAGCGCAGCCCCACUGCCCGGUGCCUGCAGCCAGGAGCCAGGGGUGGAAGCAGAGACCCUUGGGCAGCCCGGUGCCGCGGUGCCAGCCGGUCCCUGCGGGCAGGAGGCGGUGAGCAGGGUGCUGGGGGAUGCAGCGGGUGCCCCUGCACUGUCCCGCAGCCUGUCCCUCUUUGCUGGCAUGGACCUGGUGGCUCCUCCCGGUGCCGUGCUGCGCCAGGACUCUCCCCUGCCAGAGCCGCAGGCACCGUCCCAGCCCCACAUGGACACGGAGGGUGAGCAGCAGCCGUCGGCCUUCGCCUUCCUCAACAUGUAGCUGCUGUGGGGCUCCCGGGGGGCUGCGGGGGCUUUGCCCUCCCUCCCUGCGGGGGCUGUUGUGCCAUAGCCCUAUGGGCUUGGUGGGAAGGGGGCUCGAUCCCCCCAGAUUCUGCUGUGGCACCCUGGGGAGAAGCAAAGAGCAGCCCCAUGUGCCCUGUCCACCGGGACGAGGGAAGGGCGCUGCUGGGGGG